AUGAGAAGGCCAAGGCAACUGGGUCAAUUUUUCAAAGAGGCUAAAAACCUCAUCGAAAUCGACGAGAGUACUCGACAAAAUGUUGUUCGACAUCUUUCCACCGAAGGAAGCCUCAAGAGAAUACAGGAAUUGAUCGAACAAGAGUUCUCAUCCCUCUCAGAUUCACAGAAGAAGGCAAUAUUUGAGGAUGGUAUGAUUGCCUUUCUGGAAAUCAUCACAUCUCCUGACGUUCUCGCAUCUUUGGUACUGGAGCAGGCUGUUGUCACUAUUUACAACUGCAUAUUCGGACCUGGAGGUCGCCGAGCAAGACCUUUUCUGGAGUUCCUAGCAGAUAUUACUCAUAUGGAGCUCGUAGAAGACCCAAACCUGGCGAGCAAUCAUCUCGAGCUGUGUCUACUUGCCUUUUCCCAGGUUAUCGGAUUAAACUCCACCGCGUUUGUCCAAGAUUCUUUGCAGAGUCCAGCACAAAGAUUUGCGGACCUUCUCAAUUCACUCCAUGCUUUGGAUUGUGAUUGCUCUCUUUAUCAAUCACUCCAAUACCUGGAUGUUAUACAGCGCCGCCUCAAGAUUGGUCUUUCCUUGCCAAAUUUAAUGGAAGGUCUGAAAAGCAUUCAACCGACCCGGGCGACUACUGGAUUUAUCACACAGAGGGCCCCGCCUGGCGGUCGCCACGACAAUGACUACGCGGACAUUUCCAAUGUCAGGGUUAUGCCAACCUUUCAGGAGAUAUCAAGUUCACGGGCAGAGUACCUUCCUGUCAAAGAUUGUCGGCAAUGGCAUCUCAAUGGUAUUGCUGGACUGCUUGACAGGAACUUCCGCCUUCUCAGAGAGGAUACGAUUGGUCAACUCCGAGAUGUGAUACAUGCUGAGCUUCAGGUGGUGACGUUCACCCAGCCACCCAAUGUUCGUGAGUCUGGGAAGAAAGCCAGAGCAGAAUGGUGGAAUAUUUCCAAACGUCUCCAGUCAAGUGCGCUUGUGUGUCUUCUUGACCCCAAAGGCUUCGCAAUUUUCUGCACAGUGGCUGCCCCCGAUCGGGCUUAUGAGAAAAAUAAUGACAAAAGCAAGAAGUGGAAUAUAGCACCAUCUCUCUCGGACAAUCCUAAGACUGCAUCCAUUAUUCUGGAGCUUGUCGAGCCCACUGAAGAAAAUUGGCAGUAUGUAUUCGACUGCCAGGCUGCAAAGAAUACAAGACAGAAUCUGUCACUUUCACUUGUCGAGUUUCCAGGUAUACUUCUACCAUCCUUUCAGCCCACUCUGCUAGCUCUUCAGAGAAUGCAGAAGGCUGAAGACAUUCCUAUGUCAGAGUUUCUUGCAACCGACAACUUGGAUUCACGGGUUGUCAUGACAAACAUCCCACCCCCAAUUUAUGCGGCCUCUCCGGGCUUUUAUUUCGACUUGAAGUGUCUCAUGGAUGAUCGGUCUAGCCUUGAGGUUAGGCACUCUCAGCCAGUAGAUAUCGAGAAACUCCAGCAACACUCUACACUCGAUAAAGCACAAGCGGUGGCCUUGGUCAGAACUUUACAGCGUCGAAUCGGAUGUAUUCAAGGCCCACCAGGCACUGGUAAGAGCUACACGGGAGUGGCGCUCAUCAAAGUGCUCCUGGCGAAUAAGGCCAAGGUCAGAACAGGAUUGGGUCCAAUAAUUUGUGUAUGUUACACAAACCAUGCACUGGAUCAGCUUCUUGAAGACAUUCGGAAAAAUAAGAUUACCACCCAGAUUAUCCGCAUUGGGUCUCAAUCCAAGUCCGAGACUUUAGAACCGUUCAAUCUUCGAACGGUGUCUCGGGAAGUGGAGAAGACACGACUAGAAAGACAGUCUCAGUGUGAACUAUACAACAAGCUUGAUUUGCAUGACGAGCAAUUUCAGAAGCUUCAUCUUAAUUCCUCCGGUUCAGAUGCAAGUCUCAAAUAUUACCUUCAACGCUUCCACCAUAAACACUAUUGCCAGUUCUUUGAAGAGGAUGAGGAUGGAUUUAGGCGGCAAUCAAAUACGGAUCCAAGCCAAACAAUACGGUCGUGGUUGAUCGGUGGAAACACAAGCGAAGAUCCACCACGCAGCAUGAGUCAACUUUAUAACGUCCACAUAGACGUGAUGACUACCCAGGAGCGGAGAACUCUCUAUGAAUACUGGGUAAUGAGUCAGAGAGAGAAUGUGAAUGAUCGAGCUCAGUCAGUAUUCGCUUCACACGCUGAAACUAAGGCUGAAUGGGCCAAAAUCAGAGAUGAGCUGGAUCUGCGCUGCCUUCGCGUUGCAGAUGUCAUCGGGGUAACCACAACGGGGCUGGCUCGCAACCUGAAUAUGCUUCGUCGACUGAAAUCAAAAGUCCUCAUUUGCGAGGAGGCUGGUGAGGUGAUGGAAGCUCAUAUGUUGACCUCCUUGCUGCCGUCAGUGGAGCACCUCAUACUCAUUGGCGAUCAUCAACAACUUCGGCCUCAGAUUCAAAACUAUGAACUCUCUCGAGAAAGCAGUGAGGGAAAACAGUAUGCACUGGAUCGAUCACUUUUUGAGAGACUCGUUGAGCCCGAUGAGGAUGUUGGGGUUCAGAUUCCGCUCUGUACCCUGGAAACCCAACGACGAAUGGAUCCAUCGAUAUCUCGUCUCAUUCGCGAGACUGUGUAUCCGCAACUAGAAGACUCCCCGUCAGUAAUGGAUUAUCCGAAUGUUGUUGGAAUGCGGAGACGACUGUUCUGGCUUGAUCACCGUUGUGCGGAGGCUGGUGCCAUGAGCCAUGAUCCAACAGCUACGUCACACUGGAACGAUCAUGAAAUCGAGCUGACAGUCUCUCUGGUCAACCACCUUCUAAAGCAGGGAGUCUAUAGGAGCGGGGAUAUUGCCGUACUCACACCCUAUCUUGGCCAGCUGCAUCGCAUGCGUCGAAAGCUAGCACUGUCAUACGCUGUCACCCUUGGCGAAAGGGACCAGGAGGACCUGGAUAAUGCAGGUUUUACAGCAGAGGGGAGCGAGCAACAAAGAGCGAAUUUGUCCAAGUCUACACUACUUCAGACCCUCAGAGUUGCAACUGUCGACAACUUCCAAGGGGAAGAAGCAAAGGUCGUGGUUAUUUCGCUGGUGAGAAGCAACAGUCAGAACCGGUGCGGGUUCCUCCGAACUCCAAAUCGAAUCAAUGUCCUCUUGUCCCGUGCCAAGCAUGGUAUGUAUAUCAUUGGGAACACAGAGACCUCGAGGAAAGUUGAUAUGUGGGGAAAGGUGAUUGAUAUCCUGGAGAAAGAUGGAAAUCUGGGUCCCCACUUGGAAUUGACCUGUCCUCGUCAUCCUGACACUCCCAUCGAAGAGGUUGCAGCCUGCAAUGUGGGAAGCGCCUUCAAUGUGGACAUCCUUGCAAGCAAAAGUGUCAUUCCGAGAUGCUUCACCAAGCUGCCUAUUGCUCAGAACCUUGUCCUCGCCCUCUAA
This is a messenger RNA of Penicillium angulare, 3411 nucleotides long. RefSeq lists its product as uncharacterized. The coding region runs from base 1 to 3411 and encodes 1136 amino acids. Gene Ontology annotation, molecular function: helicase activity. Lineage: Eukaryota; Fungi; Ascomycota; Eurotiomycetes; Eurotiales; Aspergillaceae. The record is from RefSeq and is a predicted model, not a curated record. The transcript has 3 exons. Gene Ontology annotation, cellular component: nuclear RNA-directed RNA polymerase complex. Gene Ontology annotation, biological process: regulatory ncRNA-mediated heterochromatin formation.